AUUGCUUUUCUUACGAAGUUGCCGAUAAAUGCGAUUCUAUAAAUGGAACUUUCUACUUGAGGGAAUGUUAUAAUGCCACCUAUGCCGAGGAACAUAAUAUCACAGAAUUGGCGCUGCAUGCCCUAAAGAAGCCACCAGCAGAGGAGUAUUUCACGAAUUACGUAUUGGGUCUCUCAUCGGGUAUUGAAGAAACUGGAGCCAUAAAAAUAUCCCUGGCCGCCUGUUUGUUUUGUGCCUGGACCAUUGUGUUCUUGUGUCUGUGUAAAGGUGUACAAUCUUCGGGUAAAGUCGUCUAUUUUACCGCUCUAUUUCCCUAUGUGGUGUUGGUUAUCUUAUUUUUCCGUGGUGUUACUUUGCCGGGUGCCGGAACGGGUAUACUAUUUUAUUUGACACCAGAUUUUAAUCAAUUAGCAAAUGCCCAGGUUUGGGGCGAUGCUGCAGUACAAAUCUUCUUUGCCUUAAGUCCAGCUUGGGGUGGUCUAAUUACAUUGUCAUCGUAUAAUAAAUUUUCGAAUAAUUGUUACAAGGAUUCUCUCAUUGUGGCCUUUUGUAAUAUAGCCACAUCGUUCUUUGCUGGCUUAGUUAUAUUUUCAAUUAUUGGAUUUUUGGCUCACGAAUUGGAUGUGGAAGUCGAAAAGGUAGUGGAUCAAGGUGCUGGCUUGGCUUUUAUAGUGUAUCCAGAAGUGGUUACCCGGUUACCAAUAUCUCCCGUUUGGUCGGUAUUAUUUUUUGUCAUGCUUCUGACAUUGGGUUUGGACUCACAGUUCGCCUUAAUGGAAACUGUUACAACUGCCAUUUUGGAUAAAUUUCCAAAUUUAAGACAAUACAAAACAUGGGUUGUACUAUUUGUCGGAAUAUUUGGUUAUGUUGGCGGCUUGGGCUUUACCACAAAUAGCGGCAUGUAUUGGCUGCAGUUGAUGGACAAAUACGCAGCCAAUUGGUCUGUCUUAUUGAUAGCCAUCUCCGAAUGUGUUCUCAUUGCCUGGAUAUAUGGUUCACAGAAUUUCUUAAAUGAUAUCCAAGGUAUGAUUGGUAAACGUUCGAAAAUGUGGAACUAUUUUUGGUCCGGUAUGUGGCGUUUUGUGACACCAGCAACGUUAUUGUUCAUCCUGUUCUUCAAUUGGGUUGAAUAUAAGCCAGCCUCAUAUGGACAAUACGUCUACCCAUUGUGGGCUGAUGCUGUUGGGUGGGUUAUUGGUCUGCUACCAGUGUUGGUCAUAUUUUUGGUAGCCUUUAAACAAAUCUACAAUGGACCCGAACAUUUGGGUAUCAAAGAUCGUAUUGUGUUCUUGUUAAAGCCAACAGAGGAAUGGGGUCCUGCUGGACGACCCUGCUUAUAUCCAGAUCGUUAUCAAAAUGAAAAUACAGCCAGUCUGAUGGAAGGAGCUAUGCCAGAGGUGUUACCCUUUGAAGACAAUGGUACCACAUUUGGUGCUGGCAGUAAUCGUGGAGCUGGUGGUGAUGGUACUAGCAUUGGUAUUGGUAGUCAAAAAGAAGCAAUGCAGCUCUGAGAGCGAGCUAUGGCAUCAACUUCGACAUUUGCCCCCAAGCAAAUGA
Molecule: messenger RNA, 1557 nt
Organism: Musca vetustissima
Lineage: Eukaryota; Metazoa; Arthropoda; Insecta; Diptera; Muscidae
Gene: GlyT
Product: sodium- and chloride-dependent glycine transporter 1
Exons: 7
Biological process (GO): sodium ion transmembrane transport
Cellular component (GO): membrane
Source: RefSeq, a predicted model, not a curated record